Belonocnema kinseyi is the source of this 5133-nucleotide messenger RNA. Its product is annotated as adenylate kinase isoenzyme 5. NCBI's taxonomy places the organism in Eukaryota, Metazoa, Arthropoda, Insecta, Hymenoptera, Cynipidae. The coding region runs from base 1 to 1797 and encodes 598 amino acids. The transcript is spliced from 11 exons. Gene Ontology annotation, biological process: CDP biosynthetic process; UDP biosynthetic process. The record is from RefSeq and is a predicted model, not a curated record. Gene Ontology annotation, molecular function: UMP kinase activity; ATP binding. Gene Ontology annotation, cellular component: cytoplasm; nucleus.
AUGGAUCGACAAAAUGGAUCGAAGGUGUUCGACGAGGCUGAUGCUCGAAGUACAGGAGGGUGGCGAGGGGAGGCAGGUCUCUUGGCGACACCCCCCGACGGACAAUUUCCCAUGCAGAACGUGGGUCCAGUCAAAUUUGAGAUUCCCAAUGUGCCGGUUAUUUUCGUUCUCGGCGGUCCAGGCAGCGGCAAGGUGACACAUUGUGAUAAUUUAAUGCAAGAGAAGAAGGGAAUUACACACAUCAACAUGACGGACCUUUUGCAGCAAUAUUCCUUAGGAAACGAUUUGCAAGACUUUGGUUUACUAAGCAGCAAAACUGUUACGGAGGUCCUUAUGCUUGAAAUGAAAAUGUCUCCAGAGGCCAAAACUUUUCUCGUGAGUGGAUAUCCAAGAAAUAUGCGCGACGUGGUUGAGUACUCCGAUAAGAUUCAAAUCGUCAAUGGUGUAAUACUUGUCUCGUGGAAGCAAGAAGUACUCGAGAGACAAAUUCACUUCGGUGCCCAACUCGGUCAUAUUGUCCUCGGAUUAGCCAAAAUGGAGUUGAAAAAUUUUUAUAGAAGCGUCAUGCCAGUUGCAGAAUAUUUCGAUCAAAAUGAAAUGUUGAUCGAGAUUAACGGCGAAAGGCAUCCAAACAAAGUUUAUGUAGAUUUUCGAAAUGCUGUUCUAAGGAUUCUGGGAUUAAUGGAUGAAGCCGAUGAAAACCAACUUCCUGGAGCUUUGGAGGCAGAGGUCGAAGUGGAAAGAACAGAACUAGAACCUGAGCCUUCGCCUUCUCCUUCGCUAACACAGCAAGUGAAAAGUGAAACACCGCCUUCGUCAAUUUCUCCGGAUAUCAAACCUUUGAAAACUGCAGACAAAAUGAGAAAGGGCUUACCUGCAUUCAUUUGGGUUAUUGGUGGCCCAGGAAGUAAUAAAUCAACUUUGUGUAGUCAGGCAGUUCGGAAUAUGCCAGGAUGGGUUCAGGUCAGCAUUGGAGAAUUAUUGAGAUCGAUGGCCCCUUCGAACAUAAUUGUUAAUGAUGCCAUCGUUGCUGGAGAAUCGGUCCCUCAAGACAUUGUAAUGCAGAUCGUGGAGCAACAAGUGCUUCUCAAUAGAGAUGCAGAAGGGAUUAUUAUUGAUGGAUUUCCUAAAGAUUUACACCAAAUUGAUGAAUUCGAGAAUAAGUUUGGCCAGUCACCCCCUUUAGUUCUAUUAGAUUGCUCCCAAUUGCAACUUGGCAGAGGGAGAUUAGAUGGAAGUAUUUCUGCAUUCAGAAAAAGAUUAGAGCUGUUUAGAGAAAUGUCGUUACCAAUGAUUAGAAAAAUGGAUAACAGCAACCGUCUCACUAUCAUUGAUGGCGAUUCACAAUUAGCGAGUGUUCAGCAAGAAUUUGCGAAUGCUCUUUAUCAAUUAAUGAAAUGGGUUCGUCGAAGGGAGGAAACUGGCGAGAGUUUUCAAAACCCAGACUCUCUAGUUCAAAAUUCGAUCCACCCAAACUUUAUAGCCCCCAGUAACACCAGCGGGGGCCAAAAAAUUGAAAAUGACGAAGUAGAUCUUAAACGUCGAUUACCUAAUGGAGUUGCCAAGCAAUUUGCAAAUGAAUUAUUUGAUGGUAGUCGUAUAGCCAAAGGAGUAUUAAUUGAUCAACCUCUUCAUCAAAAUGGUGUUAUUAGAGGAACUACGAAUCUUCUCAACAAUGGAGGUGUUCGUCUACCCAAUGGUUUUGGUCCCGGGAACAAUAGGAUAGCACCCUUAAAUGGACACGUGAAUAAUGGAAGGGACCCUGUGAGAUCUAUGUUUAAUGAAGUGGAUAACUAAAAAAAUUGCUCUUAAUAAAAUUGUAAGAAUAUCUUAAGAGACUAUUUCAAAGACUUAAUCAUGAUAAGAGUUACUAGAAACUGCAAAAGAAAGAAGUGGAAAGAGGUUGAACGUGGUCCAAUUUUAGUUUAAUAUACUCAGGUGGCAUUUUAAAUUAUCUCCAAUAUAAAAUCUUCAUUUUCAUUUACUUCAGCUUUGACACAAACUUCCAAAACUGGAACCCGAGUAAAAAAGUCGUAUUAGGGGUUCCGGUAAGUAUUCAAAAUAAAUUCCCAUUGAAAUACCGGAUAUGAGAUAAUCCAUUACUACAGUAGACAAUGUUUCCUAACAUUCCUCCAUAUACAAUUCUCUAGAAGAACUUUAUGUGUAAUGUUAUCAGGAAUAUAGUAACGAAAACAAAAAUAACCUGUUGCAGAACGACUUAUUUCGAUAAAAGUACUGGAAAAGUCUCACUUCAUUAACAAAAAUUUAUAACUCAAAAUUCAAGUACCAAAAAGCACUUUUGUAAACAUUUAAACCAAAAAUUAGUGAAUUUUCUUUCAUUUUUGUCCCAAAAAAGUGACCACAUCAAAACGGACUUUAAAAGUUUUGGAUAGAUAUAUUUGGAUUGGCAAACAUUAAAAAAAAUUAAUAUAUCGUUCUUUUCUAUUAUUUAGUAAAAAAAAAGUUUUCCCUGCAAGACUGUUUUGAACUUUUUUGGGAUAUCAACUUGGACUAGUAAAAAUCUUAUAAAGAUAAAAUAAGUGGCACUUUACUAGUACUGUUGUCCGAAACAAAUUCUCAGGCAAAACUGAUUGUGAACUUUUAGGAGACAUGAAUUUAGACUUCUAAUAAUUACAUAAAGAAAAUAUAACUGAAACUAUUCCAGUACUUUGGCCCCAAAAAAAAUUUGCAAUGAAAUGACUGUUCUGUGACAUUUUAAAAAGAUGAAUUUGGUCUAAUGAAACAUAAAAAGUCAUGAUUUAGCUAAAUUGCAUCUUUCUAGCACUUUUCUCGAAAGAAAGUUGUUGGAGCAGAUGUUUUUAUGAACAUUUUGAAAAUAUGAAUUUGGACUACUAAUAUAAUUUUUUUAAAUGCUACUUUCAAGCACUUUAGUCAGAAAAAAUAUCCACAUUAGUUUUCUUUUUCAACUUUCUUGAGACAUAAAUUUGUUUUACUGGACUAUUUUUGAAUGUUUUGAAGAUAUUAAUUUAAAAUUGUAUUUUUCUAGUACUGACUAUACUUUUAUAGUGUUUUUGUCCCAUAACAAGUUCCACGACCCGACGGGACUGUUCACAAACUUUUGAGACAUGAAUUUGGGCUUACAAAAAAUUAAAGAAAAAUAUUUAAAACUUUUCCAUUCCUUUUGUCAACCAAAAAAUUUCCUCGUUGGGAUUGUUUUUGAACUAGUUUUGGGCUCGGUUUUGGGACGCCAUAACAAAUUGGACUUUUGUCAUUUUCUUUUGUCCUAUAGGCAUUAUUUUUAAGUUGUUUUUGUAUUUUAGUUCUAUUAUUUUACUAGUACUUUUUUCGAACAUAAAUCCCAUAAUAAACACUUGUGAAAGUUUUGGAAAAAAAAUUAACUUCAAUUUUUUUCGUACUGUUGUCUUUCUUUGGAUUGGGAAAAAUGUUGAGAAAAGUAUGUACAUUAUUAAAACUGACUUCAUCUUUCACAUUCGGUACUUUAGAAUGACUAUAUUUGAGAUCUUAUUGGGAUUUCAUAAGCGCUUUUCUAUUACUCGGGAAAAUUCAAAAGCUGAAAUUUUCAAAAAUCACUUUUAGGAAAUAAAAUAUUAUAGAACAUAUACGCAAACUGAAUAAAUAAUUUAAAUUACACAUCUCGAUAUAAAAUAUUUAGGUGGUCGAAUUUUUUAAAUCAACGAUAUAUUAUCUAUAUUAAACACUUAAUUAUAUUUUUUAUGGAAGAAGACGUCAAAUAACGUUUUUCACUUUUGUAACCCCACACCUGAUUAAAAAAAUGCGACGGGUACAAGAUGUAACUGAUGAAUGCUCAUGGUUGUAUACUCGAUGUAUACACUGCCGACAGCCUUAACUAUAGAAAGCGAUAUAAAGUAAUUUGUACUUUAGAAAAUUUAAAACUUUAAGUGCCUAAUUUAAAAACUCAUAUGUGUAUACUUUAGUUUAGAAAACGAAGUGAAAAUUCUUCGUAAGAGUAUAUUGUGCGAAAAUUAAUUCCUAAGGAUAGAAUGUUUUCUACGUGAAAUUCGAAUGAUUGAUCUGGUGAAGCAUUUUUCUGUUGUUGAAAUUUUAAAAAAAUGUUAUUUUCGAGACUGUAUCGAUAAUCCACAAUAGUUUAAUUAAUAUCCCACAUAAAUUACAAAUACAUAGCAUCAAAAAUAUAUUUUUUAUGAAUGAUAAUUAAAAAUUGAUACAGUCUUGGCAAUCAUAUCACUCAAUUAUUAUAAAUAUGAUAAUGCGACUCAGCGUUACAGAAAAUGAAAUAAUGAAACAUAAGUUCAUAGACAUAUAAGCAGAUGACGCUCUAUUUUCAAACAAUACGAAAUAUUUUCGUUACAAAUCACUCAUAAGAGUACAUUGUUUCAAAAUUCUCUUUAGUAUUUUUUUUUUCAUUUUUCUUUUUUUUCUUUAUAGGAAUAUUUCUUAUUUACAUUAAUUUUGUAGUUUAACUAAACUUACUAUGGUUUGUGUACAAAAAUAUUAGCAUUAAUUAAUUCUAAAAUUAAUAUAAAUACAGUGAACCCCUGAGACUGGGCCGGUUUAGGGGCAGGAUGAGGUGGGAAAUUACCCACAUAAAGUGCCGUUUUGUGUAAAACAGUUUUAUUUGUUCACGCCUGAGCGACCGCUGCUCACCCCGCGCAGCUCGUUUUCCUCAUACUUGCGGCGCGGCAUUAAUUCUCGGAAGCACUGUAUCAGGGGACCCCAUAUCUAGGGUUCACUAUACUAUCUUGACAGCUGCUGUUUGGGUUCUAUUAACUCACAGAUUCAGAUUUAUGACAAGACACUAUUCAUUCCGUAUAUAUGAAUUAAAAAGAUAUUUUGUAACAAUGAACUCAUAUUCAGAUUUAAUCCGCGGGCGGAUUUAUAUUACACUGUUCAGAAAGAAAAGCCAGGCGAUGUAGCAAUAGUGCUAUUUUUAAAGUACAAAUGAUAGUAUAGAAAAUUAUAUUACUUUAAUGGCUCAGAGAGCAAAGUUCAAUAUUUCGAGGAUACUUUUUUCAGUAUUAAUUAGUUUGAGAAACAUGUUUUUAACUUAGUGAAUAUUAUUUAGGAAUAAAUUUUACAUCAUUUUUAAGUUUAAAACAACUUCAAAUAAUUAUUUUAUUGCAAAUCAUUUCUUUUUGAAAAUUUAUUUAUUGCCACUUUAGAAUAAUAAGG